Molecule: messenger RNA, 2157 nt
Organism: Leishmania braziliensis MHOM/BR/75/M2904
Lineage: Eukaryota; Euglenozoa; Kinetoplastea; Trypanosomatida; Trypanosomatidae
Exons: 1
Coding region: 1-2157 (718 amino acids)
Source: RefSeq, a predicted model, not a curated record
AUGACUACCGUGCAGGACUCACUUAGAUCGGCACCCGCUGCAGGAGCGAUGGAGAUGCAGACGUUGUUGCCGAGUACAUGCGGCGAGGAAGUGGAUCUGCCCGGCGUGCCACGCGUUGGGUGUGUGGCUGCUAUCUCCUACAAGCCCCACAGCCCACACGGCUUCUCUGUCUGCGUUGUCGGCAUGGCCGACGGAAUCGCCAUUCUUGGUCCGGACCUCACCCAGCGGCACUAUGGUCGCCACUGUCUCCUCACACGGCACCUUUGGCGACCGGCGGCGCUGUUCGAAGGCAGUGGAGAGCAGCCAAACGCCACCGCGCACGAAUGUGGAAGGGCGGCUCAAUCUCGCAAUGGCACCGCCAUGCUGCCGCACACGAAGGGGAGCUACGCCAGUAUUGUCGCUGUCACCGCCUGCCUAGUCGCAGGUGAGGACGGGAACGGCGCCAAUGUGGCGCUGGAAACUGCGGAGGAUGACACGAUUGCCAUUGUGGUCGCCUGGUCCGAUGCAGCGCUGCAUCACCACGUAACGGUCCUGACGGCUCAUCUGCGAUGUAUCCUGACACCGUCCUCGAAAAGAUGCGCCAGCAGCGGCAGCGUACACGUGGAGGCAGGGCUGGUGCAGGUUGUAGCACACGAUGCCCUACCGUUGCACCCGAUGCAGUCUGUCCUGCGUUUGUUUUACCACUCUGCCAUGGCAACGUCCCAAAAUGAGAUUGCCCCGCACCACGUCGUGAUGUGCUCUGUGUACUCCCCGUUGGACUGGACGAUGUCGCCUGAGAGGCACUUCGGCCUGUCCGAUCCAGGGGCCACCACCAACAACACGUCUCCCAGCUCGGUAGUGAAGCCGUCGCACCCAAAUGCCGGCAGCGGCUCCGCUGUGGCAGAGUCGGUUGCUCCCUCGGCAGCAACAGCAGCACGGGGGCACGGGGGGCUACUUUUUCUCACCGUGUCCGCUUUUCAUGACAGCGACACUGCUGGUGAAGCGACGGCCUCUGCUUCCGCGAGUCUGAAGAACGCCUGUGCCAACAACGGCAUCCGAGUGUGCGCUGGGCCGUCUGCGGGAAAAGAUGUGGCGCCGUGGCUGCUACAGUUUCAGCCAGACCGAAUUGUUUGCGCCUUCGCCGUGCAGUCUGCCACGACAAGCGUGAUCGCGGUGGCCGGGACGACAGACGGUCGGGUGUAUCUGCUGGGACAGACCUCGCAGCGCCUGGUGCGCCGAGUCAGUGGCCCCGUGGCAGAUGCGAUGUUUGUGCAGACAAAGCUGGCGAAUGUCCGGUCGCGGACCCGCAACGCUGUCGUGGAUGGAUUGCUGAACGAAGCCAUCGAGGAGGACACGCGCAGGAGCGGUGGCGUUUUGAGUCAGCCAGACGAUUAUGCGCCCCAUGACGAGAGCGAUUCUGCGGCGCUAGUGAUCCUUGAGAGCGCCGGUCACUUGCUGGUCUUGCGCGCCAUCAAUAGCGACGCCCCUAUCACGCAAAGCGUGGCAGACAUCUCGCAAGUUAUCACGCUUGCGAAUGGGCGGCAGCAAACGCUCACCUUUGUGGACUCGUCCAUGGAGAACCUCGAAGAGAGCACGCACAUUAGCUCAAAGAGCUUCCUGGACUUGAGCUCCUUGCGCGGCUUCUUCGGACGGCGCCGUCCACCAGUGCCGCCGCCGCCUCCCGAACAACAUCAACGGAAGCUGGGACGGAGCGACUCCUCUCCUACAAACGCGCCGCUGGCCUCAAGCAGUCUUACCACGUCCCCUGCAAAUCAAAGCUUCUUGAACGGCGCUAUGGGCAUCGAGGAGAUUCACAUAGCGGGCCAUAUCCUGAGUCGUGGUUUGCUGUGUGCGACGUGCAUCUACAACGCACAGGGCGGUGCUGAACUUGUUGUGAGCACGAUGGGGCAAGUCGUUGUAUCGGUGCCGUUCAGUCCCACAGACGGAUGCUUCCGCAUUGCCGGCUUUACCAAGAUGCCAGCGCCGAUGUUUUACGUCGGCUUUGUAGACUUCUUCGCCGCGGGCAAUCCCAUGCUAGUCAUGGCUGGACUGAAGAGCGUGCUCGUAGCCAACCGUCCGCAGCUAACCAUCCGCGAUCGCGCGCAGCUCCUUCUGCGCCUGCUCAACAAGAAGGAGUGUGAGCAGCAAGCUGCGGAGAGCGAUGGGGUAGACGUAUGA